UUUUCUUUUUGUCUAUUACCGGAAUCUGCGUAAAACACAAACGAACCAGAUUUUGUUCCCAUUCCGAUCAUCCCCUUUCUUCAUCGGAUUCUGAAAAGCUUCGAUUUUGAGGGAUUGAUUUUGAUCCUCUAUGGAGAAUAAAUGAAUACAAUUGGAAUCUGGUUCAUCUGAUCUGAAUUGAAUUGACCUCCUUUUCAUUUUUAAUCUUGAUUUCGUCAAAAAGAAGGGGGGGAAAAGGGAAAAUGACGAUGAAAGGUUGGCCGUUAGAGCAGUGGAGGGGUUAUUUUCGGUCUGCAAACUCAGACAUAUUUGAUAUAAUUAAUCAUGCUAUUGUGGUAGCCGCUUUAGAUUGUCCUAAGGAGUUUAGAUUACGUAGAGAUCGAAUUGCUGAGAAGCUUUUCACUUGCGAAUUCACUCGGUGUUCCGGUUGCGAUCGGGUCGAGUUAGUUGUACCCGAGUAUGAAGAGGUAGACGAUGAAGCUCGAGCCGGCGGCUGCCGCACGAGCUUCAAAAGUGAAGCUGAUGAAGAAUUUGAGGCAGGUGGUAGCAAAGAGAGCAAAGCUAAUAGUAGCAGAGAUGACCCUUUGAUUAACCGAAUUGCUAGUAAUUAUAGCUACGGUGAAGCCGAGGCUUUGACCGAUGAAAUCGAAGAAGAGGCGAUGGUUGUUGAUGAAGUGUCUAGGAUCAAAGAGGUUCUUCACAAUUUUCAGGAUGAGCCGGAUUCCGUAUUGUUCGAAUCCUUGAGGAAGCUUCAAUUAAUGGAUUUGACAGUGGAUAUUCUUGAGGCAACUGGGAUCGGAAAGGCCGUUAAUCGUGUCAGAAAGCAUUCAUCGAAGCAGAUUCGUAAUCUUGCUCAAACUCUCAUCAAUGGAUGGAAGGAAUUGGUAGAUGAGUGGGUUAGUGCUACAAAGGCUGUUGCUGGGGUUACUCCGGAAUCUAUGAAUCCGUCUGUUGGCGAAGAGGAAGAAGGACAAGACUACGAAGAAGGGGGGCUUCCUUCUCCUCCUUUAGAUGUAGGAGUUCUCUUUGCUACUCAACCUACAUCGAUGGAGCUCUCGCAGUUUUUCGAUGGCAUGGAUGAUUAUGGAAAUCCUGGAAACAGCCGGGAAAUCGUCAAGAACCGGAAUAAUGGAAGAAAACCAUCAGAGGAGAACCGUAAUUCUUCGAGACAGAAACCGCAGGCAUCAGGUGAAGCAUAUCUGCUCACCAAGGAUGACAAGAAGCAACAAAUGAAGAGACAAGAACCUGUUGCAAAGCCUAACAAGCCGUCGAGCACAAAUGUUGGGUCCAGUAGAUCUCCAAAACAUAAUAUCGAGCAAAAGGCCAACGACGAAUCGAAUUUGGUGCAGAAACCGGAUAAAAUGGCUGUUCCCAAGAAGCACCUCUGUAAUCAACAAGAUAAACUCAAGGCUUUGGAUGAAGAUCGAAAGCUCGAGGCAACAAAAAGGAAGCUACACGAGCGAUAUGAACAAGUCAAGAAUGCCAAGAGGAAGCGUACGGUACAAGUGAUGGAGUUGCGUGACAUCCCGAAACAAGGUUCUGACCACAAAAAUCCGUAUUCGAAACAUGGUAACCAUAACCGACAAUGGGCGAACAGAAGGAGAUAAUCCCCCCGGGGUGUGUUUCGAAGAGUGGCAUAGAUAGCGCCUUCCUAGUUUCUUCCAUUGUUGCAGAUUGGGUGUAAGAAUACCAAUAAAAACACAAAUGGGAACCUCAACACAGCACAGCAAUCAAAUAAUGAGAAUUCUUUUCAGUGA
Messenger RNA from Hibiscus syriacus, 1757 nucleotides. RefSeq names its product probable mediator of RNA polymerase II transcription subunit 26b. Lineage: Eukaryota; Viridiplantae; Streptophyta; Magnoliopsida; Malvales; Malvaceae. The transcript is spliced from 9 exons. The record is from RefSeq and is a predicted model, not a curated record. Bases 243 to 1607 code for a protein of 454 amino acids. Gene Ontology annotation, cellular component: nucleus.